AAGAUGGCGCAUGCGUUGAAUUUUCUUGAGGGACAAGGCUCGACAGUGGCGAAUGGUGGUGGUUGCGCUGUUGGAGGAGGAGGGUAUGUGAAGGAGGUGGUAACUUACAUGAUUACUGAUGAUUUGGAGGUGAAGCCAAUGUCCACCAUCUCUAGUAUUGCCAUUCUUAAUAGGUGUGAUGUUAAGGAUAUCGGAGCCUUGGAGGAUAGUGUCGUUCAUUUGGGCACCAAAGAGGGUUUGGAUUUGUUAAGGGCAUCAUUGCAGUCAAAGUCAGUUCUUACCGAUGUCUUCCUUAAGAAGGGGAUUAAGUUUGAAGCAUGUUCAACUUUACCAAAGACUUGCCCAACACAGUGAUUUGUGUCUUCAGAUUGGCUUCAUCAUUUUUUCUUCUUCUUCUUCUUCUUUCUUUGUGCUGUAACCCUUUUAGUUUCUGAGUUGUGGCUGUAAUUUUUGUUGUGUUACUUUCUUGGCA
Molecule: messenger RNA, 472 nt
Organism: Telopea speciosissima
Lineage: Eukaryota; Viridiplantae; Streptophyta; Magnoliopsida; Proteales; Proteaceae
Exons: 2
Coding region: 4-354 (116 amino acids)
Source: RefSeq, a predicted model, not a curated record